UAAAGUAGUGACCGCAACGCAGCUUGUGACCAUUAACCGAGUGAUUCCUUUUGUGAUAUUGUUUUGAGUUGACGAUGCUCUCAUGAUAAUUCAUUGUAAUCUUAGUAAUCUUACUAAAAUAUUCAAACUAAAUUAGUUUGAAAUUCAAACUAAAAUCAUUAAACUCACAUUCCAAUACGACUAGGUACGGGUUUUGUUGUCAUCAUGACAUCGCCCCGCUCGGUCGCCGCAACCGACCUAAAUGAAGUAAACGACUGCGACUUGGACGACUUGGGCAGCACUUUGGAUAUAGUACACGAAAUUGACAAAUUUCUUGAAGGUCUUUCAUCUGAUGGUGCCGAUUUACCAGUAAACAAUGAUAAAAAAAUUGAUGAAAUUAAAACCACUGAUUUGGAAGUAGUUAAUAACAAUAGAACUCCUACCACUCAGAUGGAUGUAGAAUUUGUCGGGAAAAAUCCAGCUGUGUUCCAACUUCUAGAAGACCAUGAAAACUAUGGUGUAUAUGAACACAAUCCAAAUGAAUGUAACUGGAAUGUUUUUUAUAAAACACUUCCCCCUGAUGACCAAACAUUUGUCAAAGUAGAGCCAAAGACUGAAAUUGUUAAUGAUUACUUCCUCAAUGACUCAGACAAUAAAUUGGAAAGUUUCUCUUUUAACCUUGAUAAUACUCCGGAAAAAUCAAUUUUUGAACAACAUUCUUCUGAAGCAUCAAAUGGAGCUACCACAAGUGAAAUUACACAUUCAGAUAAUGAAUUGGAAAACUUCUCUUUCACAUUGAAAGCUGACAAUAUCAAAGAUAAUUUAUCUAAUGCUGAAGUUAAAAGGUGGAAACCGUAUAAAAAAUGUAAAUACUCUAAUUCUAAAAGUAAUGCACCUUUACCUCAUCUAUUCAGAAACAAUAACCAUAAGAAUACACUCAGAAAGCCAAAUCCAUGGUAUCGCAAAGAUUCAACAGAAAGAAAUAAUGCUCUUCAACAAACAUUUAAAAAUCAAUAUCAGGGAAAUGCUUCAUUACCAUCUGCACCUAAUAAUAAUGGUUCUACCUUUUUUCCGCCAAGAAAUUACAAUUCACAACCUAAUAGAGGUAAUUCCAACAACUUCAAAAAAAUGCCAAAUGAAAUACAAGGCAAUAAAAAUGUUGCACCUAAUGCAUCAUUUACAAGGAAUGACAAUGAACUGGCAAAUUUUCAAUUUGGGAAAAAUAAUUCUCAACUUACUAUACCAAAGCAUGAUGAAAGCCCACCUUUAAAUGUGCCAAGGCCAUUACGUCAUCCACCUGUCCCUAUAAUUAAACCUCACAGUUUAGUUGGAGAAUAUUUGAGUCCUGUAUCUUUGGUUGGAACGACAAUAAAAUUUUUAUCCCGAAAAUUGGCAAAUACAAGUAUACGGGAACAAAUUGUCAUAGAAUUAGCCAAACAUGGUAUCUUAGAGAAUAAUUGGUGGACACCAGAUGAUAUGUUUUAUGCAACAUUUUCAGAAAGAAGUAUUGCUCAACAUGUAUUUAAAAUGUAUCCUCAAAAUACAAAUUGUUCAUAUUAAAACAAAUGAAUUCAAAGAAUUAU
Melanaphis sacchari is the source of this 1562-nucleotide messenger RNA. Its product is annotated as GATA zinc finger domain-containing protein 14-like. The transcript has 13 exons. The record is from RefSeq and is a predicted model, not a curated record. NCBI's taxonomy places the organism in Eukaryota, Metazoa, Arthropoda, Insecta, Hemiptera, Aphididae. Bases 205 to 1539 code for a protein of 444 amino acids.